AUGAGUGGCGUUGGUAUAUCAAGAGUGUUGAAAAGGGGGGGUGAUGUUGAUAGAUUUAAAAUACUUAGUGCAAAAUUAACUAAGGAAAGUGAACAAAAUGUUGAAUCUAUGGUUUCUGAUUUUUGUUAUUCCUUUCAAAAAUUCAUUGGCAAAUACUCCAGUCAAAUAAAUAGCAAUCCACAGUUAUACGAUGCAAUUACCACCAUAUGUCAAAAUUUAGACAUAGACCUUAGUUCUUAUAAUGGAAAUGAAAUACAUAAAAACAUGUCCAAUAGGAUUGGUGAAAAGAUAGUGCAAAUUUGUGCAAAGUUGAGAACACAAAACGGUGGUUUAUUAGAUGUUGAGCAUUGCGUGUGGUUGAUGAAACCCAGAUACCCUAACAUCACAGUUAAGGAUAUUAUUCGAUCUGUGCAGCAACUAUCAAUACUUGGGGCAAUUGAUUUAUUAACUAUUGGCCAUAGAACUGUUAUUAGCACCAAUUGCCAAAUCAAUGAUGAUGAAAAUCAGUGCUUAUCUUUAAUAAAUAGUGCCGUUUAUACUAGUUUAAAGAAAUUUAGUGGAAUAAAAGUUAGUGAUUUGGUAAGCAAAUUAAAUUGGAAUAACUAUAGGGCUGAAUCAUGCUUGAAAUUGUUAGUUGCUAAGGGUAUUUUAUGGGUUGAUCACAACACAUUUGGCAAAUCAUUUGACAAAUCAAAUGAUUUGCAAUCGAACAGUGAUUUAUUUUUUAGCAGAGCAGAGUAUCUCGAUAACAUGACAUUCUAUGCACUAUUCUAA
Messenger RNA from Babesia microti strain RI, 774 nucleotides. RefSeq names its product ESCRT-II complex subunit VPS22. Gene Ontology annotation, cellular component: ESCRT II complex. The record is from RefSeq and is a predicted model, not a curated record. The coding region runs from base 1 to 774 and encodes 257 amino acids. The transcript has a single exon. Gene Ontology annotation, biological process: protein transport to vacuole involved in ubiquitin-dependent protein catabolic process via the multivesicular body sorting pathway. Lineage: Eukaryota; Apicomplexa; Aconoidasida; Piroplasmida; Babesiidae.